This is a messenger RNA of Syzygium oleosum, 2191 nucleotides long. Its product is annotated as UDP-galactose/UDP-glucose transporter 7. The coding region runs from base 471 to 1442 and encodes 323 amino acids. The record is from RefSeq and is a predicted model, not a curated record. The transcript is spliced from 7 exons. Gene Ontology annotation, molecular function: UDP-galactose transmembrane transporter activity; UDP-glucose transmembrane transporter activity; antiporter activity. NCBI's taxonomy places the organism in Eukaryota, Viridiplantae, Streptophyta, Magnoliopsida, Myrtales, Myrtaceae. Gene Ontology annotation, cellular component: Golgi apparatus.
GGAGAGAAGCGUGCUUUGCUCACUGUCACGCCAGUCUCUCUUCUUCUUCUUCUUCUUCUUCUUCUUCCCCCCCUCAAUCAUCCCCAAUUUACACUUCAACUUCAACUUCACUCCGCACGGAAAAGCCCUCGAGCUUCCCGAUCCAGGAAACCCUAGGAAGUUCUCACGCCCCGUCCAUGCGGAAUCGGUUCGCGCUCCAAUCCUGAAGCUUUUUCCUCUCCCCCCCCCUGUGAUCUCUUCUUCUCCGGACUCCAUCGAUUCUGCAUUCUCGAAUUCUUCGCCGCCGCCGCUGGCGGUGUUUCCUGCUCCGUGGUUGGCGAGAUUUGUCGAUCCCUUGAAAUCCGCGAGCGCACGUUUGGCGUGGAUUUCCAUGGGGGGAAUCGGCCGUCAUCGAGGCGCCCGAACGCUUUGAUUCGUCUCGAAGAUAAGGCGCAUUGCGUACUCUUCUCGCCUCCGCCUCCGCCUCCGCCAUGGAUAAUCGUGGCGACGCAGACGCAACUCCAUUCUUAAGUCUCUUUGCUGCAUUCUCUUAUGGGAUUGCUUCGAUGGCCAUGGUCUUCAUUAACAAGGCAGUUAUUAUGCAGUACGUGCACUCGAUGACCCUUCUUACUUUACAGCAAUUGGCUACAACAUUGCUUAUUCACUUAGGGAGAGUCACGGGAUACACAAAAGCACGACCAGUGAACUUGGAAACUGCCAAAAAGCUCCUCCUGGUGUCACUGUUUUACAAUGCAAAUGUUGCAUUUGCUCUAGCAAGUUUGAAAGGAGUUAAUAUCCCUAUGUAUAUUGCAAUAAAGAGGCUCACACCACUCGCUGUACUGUUAGCUGGAUUUUUUCGGGGAAAGGGAACACCAACUACACAGGUUACUCUCUCUGUUCUUUUGAUUGCUGCUGGAUGUCUCAUUGCAGCCAUCGGAGACUUUUCUUUUGAUCUUUAUGGAUAUAGCAUGGCUUUUACUUCUGUGUUUUUUCAGACUAUGUACCUUGUGUUAGUGGAGAGGUCUGGUGCAGAAGAUGGACUUUCAUCUGUCGAGAUAAUGUUUUACAACAGUUUUCUCUCUCUUCCAGUCCUGCUUUUUCUUAUCAUUGCCACUGGGGAGUUUCCAAAUUCUCUAUCAUUGUUGAUUGCAAAGAGCAAUUCGCUAUCCUUUUUGAUGCUGCUCGUUCUUUCACUUAUCAUGGGGAUUGUUCUCAACUUCACUAUGUUCUUGUGUACCAUUGUCAACUCUGCCCUCACAACAACAAUAGUUGGGGUCCUCAAAGGGGUUGGUUCCACGACUCUUGGUUUUUUCUUGCUGGGUGGUGUGCAAGUACAUGCCCUAAAUGUGACUGGCUUGAUGAUUAACACUGCUGGGGGUGUGUGGUACUCCUACGCAAAAUAUCAGCAAAAGAAGAGCAAGCAACUGAAGAUGAUGACAGAUCUUGAGGCCCACAAAAAGUAAAAAUGAAGGAAAAAGAGAUGUCACGUCUGGAAGUCUGCAGCCAGACAUCAACUUCUGCGUCCAGUGUCAACCUAUGGAUCCUUUUUCAUGGUGUGCUUUUAGCAUAAGAAGUCCAACUAGCAACUGAAUGUAUUUGUCACCGUGCUGUUCCUUUGCAGAAUCGACCUGGGAGCUUGCACACACAACGCGGUUAGUGGCAUCUAUUACGCCCUGUCAUUCUGCUUAGGUUCAAUUCCAGAGCACCCAUGUGAGUCAGUCUAGGCUGCUGAUUAUUAUUUUUUCUUUUGAAUUUUCUUGAUAUGCAGAGGUCUUGCUUUUGUUGUUCAAUAUUGUUAAGUCUUGAAGCAUCCAUUUUAUAGGAAAUGGGUUAGGGUACCCUAAGUUUUUUUUUUUUUUUUGGUCAGAAGGGUACCCUAAGUUGAAUGAACGCUUUAUAUAUAGAUAAUCAGUUGGCUAGUGUAACUGGGUGUGAAAGCUCUCCUGGAGAAGGCAUCUACACGAGGCAUGUCAUGUAGCCUGUUUGUGCUUAUUGCGAUCGAUCAAAGCUUAAUCUGAAUGUAAGAUCAAGGAUUCUGGUCUGCUUCAAAUGUUGAAGCUCAGUUCAUGCGCAGCUCGACAGUCAUAAAUUUUCCUUGAGGCAGAUGAUGAGCUCGACAUUAGCUUGAUGCUUAGCCGUAAGUAGGUAAAUGCAAUGCUUAACUAGACUCUGUUUUAUUACUGCAUAUUCGGAAGGGGUGAAGUUAGUGAUG